Achroia grisella is the source of this 1273-nucleotide messenger RNA. RefSeq lists its product as uncharacterized. The transcript is spliced from 4 exons. Gene Ontology annotation, biological process: regulation of apoptotic process; apoptotic process. Lineage: Eukaryota; Metazoa; Arthropoda; Insecta; Lepidoptera; Pyralidae. Bases 47 to 1273 code for a protein of 408 amino acids. The record is from RefSeq and is a predicted model, not a curated record.
UUGCAGUGCUUGAAACGUUUAAAUAAACAGAAGCGAUCGGUGAAACAUGAUAGUGGAAAUACAGGAGGAGGUUAGAGGAAAGAGGCCUUUCAAGAUAUGGGACAGUUCGCGGAAUGUGAGGAAAGGGUUGGUGGUCACUAGCUUCGAAGAAUUGAUACACAGAGGUAAAGAGAAGUUGUCUGUAGCGGCGAGCGAGCCGGUGCGGCUGGUACUCGAGAGCGACGGCACGCAGGUGGAAGACGGCGACUACUGGCGGACCUUACCACCCAAUACGGUGCUGCUGUUGCUGCGGCAGGGCGAACGAUGGUACCCCACGGGUGUCGACGUCAUCAAAGCUGCGAUAUCGGCAAUUCCAAAAAUAGUAUGCGAAACGAUCCAUGCACUCGAACUGCACGAUGAGACGCCUUCAUGGAAGAUCAUGGACAACAAGGGGCGCGUCACGGUCGUGCUGCACUGGGAUCAGCGGCCGCAGGCGUCGCCGUCAGCACGCUCACCUUCGCGGCAGGCCAAGCCCGACAGGAGACCGUCGCUCGUUAUCCAGACCUCGCUGGAGCGGCCGCAGCCGCCGCCGCCGCACAUCACCGUCGUCAACCACGACGAGCCCCGGGGCCGCCUAUCGCGCGCCUCCGGCUCGCUCGAGCAUCCGCCCGGCCCGGUGCACGUCCACACUGCCGAGUGUCGCGCCGGCUCGGCGUCUCCCGCGCCCGCGCCGCCGGCCCGCCCGCCGCCCGACGAGUGCGACUUCCACUGCUGCGCCCUGCACGAGGAGGGCCGACGGAUCGCCGUUCAUAAAAGCGUCGCCACCUCUCCCAUACAAGAUGCACAGCCGCGAGCCUCGCCCCAGGGUCGCCCUAAGGGCCACGUGCGCUUUCUCGACGCAGAGUCAGCUCGACGCGGCGAUCGCGACUCCUCGGAGAGCGAGACCGAAAACACAUUAGUCGAGGACGAGGCGGUCACUUCGGAAAAAUUUCUCCUUCUGAUAGACCAGCUCAGCGUAGACCAGAAACGACAUCUCACGAUCAAAGACAUCGGCAUAAUCUUGGAGAGGCUCAGCUCAAAAAUUCUGGACGUGGAGCGGCUAGACCGCGAAUCGGAAUCGGACGACUGCUACAAUUGGACUAUUAAAGCGACGAUCAGAGGCGACGCGCUGCGAGAGCUCGGCGUCAUCUACAACGGGAACUAUUACGCGAUCAGCGAGCACCCUGGCUACAGGGAGGAAAACGAAGAGGCCGGCGACGAGGGUGAAGAGGAGGAGGAAGAAGACAGACUCUGA